AGCACUGGGUCAGAAGAUAUAUCCUGCUGCUGGCAGAGUUCCUGUCAAGAGAUCAGGUCUUUCAAGAGAAUGGUUAUGGUUUAGCUCAGCAGAAUUUGUUGAGCAACUACGAUAUGCUGGGGACCGUGGCAUGGAAUGCAACUUGCAAAAACUGGCUGGCAGCAGAGGCUGCCCUGGAAAAGUACUACCUUUCCAUUUUUUAUGGGAUUGAGUUCGUUAUGGGAAUCCUUGGAAAUACCAUUGUUGUUUAUGGCUACAUCUUCUCUCUGAAGAAUUGGAACAGCAGUAAUGUCUAUCUCUUUAACCUCUCUAUCUCUGACUUAGCUUUUCUGUGUACCCUCCCCAUGCUGAUAAGGGGUUAUGCCAAUGGAAACUGGAUAUAUGGAGACGUGCUCUGCAUAAGCAACCGAUAUGUGCUCCAUGCCAACCUCUAUACCAGCAUUCUCUUUCUCACUUUUAUCAGCAUAGAUCGAUACUUGAUAAUUAAGUAUCCUUUCCGAGAACACCUUCUGCAAAAGAAAGAGUUUGCUAUUUUAAUCUCCUUGGCCAUUUGGGUUUUAGUAACCUUAGAGUUACUGCCCAUACUUCCCCUUAUAAAUCCUGUUAUAACUGACAAUGGCACCACCUGUAAUGAUUUUGCAAGUUCUGGAGACCCCAACUACAACCUCAUUUACAGCAUGUGUUUAACACUGUUGGGGUUCCUUAUUCCUCUUUUUGUAAUGUGUUUCUUCUAUUACAAGAUUGCUCUCUUCCUAAAGCAGAGGAAUAGACAGGUUGCCACUACUGUACCCCUUGAAAAGCCUCUCAACUUGGUCAUCAUGGCAGUGGUAAUCUUCUCUGUGCUUUUUACACCCUAUCAUGUCAUGAGGAAUGUGCGGAUCGCUUCACGCCUGGGGAGUUGGAAGCAGUAUCAAUGCGCUCAGGUCGUCAUCCACUCCUUUUACAUUGUGACACGACCGUUGGCCUUUCUGAACAGUGUCAUCAACCCUGUCUUCUAUUUUCUUUUGGGAGAUCACUUCAGGGACAUGCUGAUGAAUCAACUGAGACACAACUUUAAAUCCCUUACCUCCUUUAGCAUGAGGUCAUGAACUCCUAUUUUCAUUCAGAGAAAAGUGAGGUGUCUGUGAAACAGAUUGUUUUACAAAUGCAUCUGUAAGCCAGUUACAGUUUGCUUUAACUCGUAGACAUCAAUCAGAGAGUGUCACAGAUUUAACCUUCAUCUAAAGACAAGUUGUACCCAGAGUAUGCGAAAAGAAUGGGACGACAAGAAUGUACCAGUUUCUUCUCCUAAGAACUGAAAGGAGUGGGAUUGCCUCAUGUUUGGGCAACUCCAAAAUACUAGGUGUUAUAAGGCUUUCUCACUCAGUGCAAAAAUGGAAGAUAUAUAAAGCAAUAAGCUGUCUGCAUUUGAUCAUUGGUCAGAUUGUAAAAAAAAAAAAAUUGUUUUGGCAACAUUCUCCAUGUUUUUCUCAUUCAUAUGAUCCUAGAACUUUAUGUAAGAGCUGAAUAGCAGAAGAUGUAUUAUUAAAUAUUUUUCAGAAGUUGUGCUGUUAAGCAAAUUUAAAGUCAACAGUAACAAUGAUUAAGAAAGUAAUAUAUGAAAGCAAUAUAAUGAGUUCAAAGAUAUCUAUCUGAUAUAUUUUUUAUAUUCAUCAUGAAUCGGGGUAGUCUUUUAAUUUAUCUAUCCUUUCUUGUUGUAUGGUUUAUAGUGGAAAGAAUCUUAAUUUAAAUUAAAAAGAACCUAAAGAGAUAAUUCAACAAAAGUAGAGAAUAUGUUUGAGCUUGUCAGGAAAUUUAGAUAUUGAAAUACUAGAGAGAUACACCAAGGAUAUUUGAAUAAUAAUUUAAAAAAAGAUUUGUAGAACACAAAGUGCCUAUCGGGAAACCCAAAGCAAAACAGAGCAAAAGCGAGUACAUCGUUUUAAAUGAUGAUUUUGCUAUCUGGCAUUUUACUAUCAUAAUUUGACCACCAGUGCAUGAAAAUAUAUUAAAAUUCAUUAGCCUUCCGCUCUGGAUUUAAUAGUGAACUUUAAAAUAUAUUAAUAUCAUAAACCAGCAAAUGAGGACAAAUAAACUGAUAAUAGUAGAUUCAUUGGGAUGGUUUUCCCUUUUGGAGGGAAAGUCACAAUUUUUUUCCGUGAUCCCCCUUUUUUUGUAAACGCUGGAAUAAUUUACAAGGAUAACUUUAUUGCAGCAAGAGUGAGUCACAUCUGGAAUGAGCCUUGCUUUCAUGUAAUAUUACUGUAAGAUCAUUGUAGUAAAUGUUUCAAACAAAAUGUACUUUAUGAAAUUAUAGAACAUAAAAAUAUUUAUGUGCUUAUUAAUCUGUAUUAUCCCAGGAGGGUUAAUGAGGCACCAUAUUAUGCGUAAAACAAAUGUAGGGGAAAAAAAUGGGUGCUGCAUUAGCUUUUUAAAGUCAAAGAAGUGCCACAUAAUAAUUCCCUGAUAUGCAACAUAAAGUGUCUGUGGCCACAUAUCUAAGUUUCUUUCCUUGAUGUCAUUAGCUAUAAGGAGUGAGUAAUGUGAAGGAUAAAAUAAGCAUUAUGAAUACAGAGACAUAAAAUUCCACUGUCCUUCCUUUUCUGAAAUACUCUGGGAGGUGUUCUGAUAUUUUUUAAUCUGUCAAUUUUCCCAGUUAAUAUCUCUAGACCUCAAACAACUGAAAUAUUAUAAAAAUGCAUUAGUCACAAAAGAUUUAUUUUCUUACAUUGCACUAGGCUUCAAGAUAUUUUCUGCCAUGCCUUGCCUUUAGUAUCAAUAUUAUAAAAAUUUCAUUGUAAUUUUAUAACUGCCUAAUAACAAACUGAAAACAGAACUUCUGAGUUUCCUCAUCAGAAAGGGCCACAGAAAAGGCCUUAGGAAAGAAACGUUCACUUACUUCCGCGAACUUGGCAAUCUGUAAUUUAACUUUAAUUUGUAUUUUAUGCAUGAAUUUUACUUGUAAAGAUGAAAUUAAAUUUGCUUCCCCUAUACCCCAACUCCAAGAAGUCACAGGAAUGGACUCUUUCUAAUAGUGCAGUGAAAUAUUUUUUCAAACCAUAAACACACACAUAUACAUAUACCUUGUAAAUAAGAGGUUAAGACAUUUUAUAGCACAUUUAAAAAUUAUUUUCUUCCUCAAAUCUAUCAUGUGGUAACUUAAUUCUUAACAGACUUUAGGGCCCUAAACUAAAAGUAUAAGAGGUAUUUCAUUUGCUUUUUGUACUGGGUAGUUGUAAGAAUCACAAACAAUAAAUCAUGGAAAUCCUUUCUGGGUUUGUGGUUUUUAAGGAAAUAGUAUUGAACUUUUGUAUUUUGUCUUUUAAUUGGCUCCCUGGUAUCUUCAGAAUGAUGUCUAAACUAUUUGGUCCAAAUUCUUCAAUCUGGACCCAUCUACUCUUCUUACGUUAUCUCCUAUCACUGUUGUCACAAACCAUAGCCUAUAGCUAAAGAUUGCUACUUUAGUUUAUUAUAUUCUGAACUUUCUUCACUUUGUACCCCUGUUGCUCAUCUUGGUUCCAUCAUACCUGCAUAUAUAAUAAUUCUAAACAUCUUUCAAGGUUCAUCUCAUCUGUCAUUCCUUGUUGAAGUUUGCCCUUAUAUCCUCUCUUCCCCAAAUCUAAAAGUAAAAUUUUCUACCGCUGGAGCUUCAGAUACUUUUAAUACUACUUAUUUGAAUUUCGUUAUUUUUAUUACAGUUAUUUAGAUUUAAGUCAACUCCAAGGUCUGUGAGUUGAAAAUUAUACCUAAUUAUUAUUGUCUUCAUAACAGAGUACUUUUAAAAUUAUGGUUUAUUGUAAGUGAAUGUCUUACAGAACAAACUCAGAGUCAAGCUUCUUUUGAAUGUGCAUAAUCAAGCUAUUUUCUGUCAUCAUUACUUUAACAAGUAACAUUAUUUUCUAUGAAGAAUAGAGUGCAUAUACAUAAACCUAUGUGCCAGUUGCCAUUGCACUGCCUCUCACAUUUUCCUCUAGACUUUUGAGCAUAGUUUUAAUGACUGUUUGAAAUCUCUGUCUCAUUGUUCCAAAUCUGGUCAUCUUGGAGUUGGUCCUCAUUGGUGCCUUUUCUCUUAAGUAUGGGUCAUAAUUUUCCUGUUUCUCUAUAUGUCUAGUAAAUUAGAAUUUUAUUCUAGAUGAUGAAUAAUGUGUGGCAGAGAUUCUGGAUUCUGCUACAUUCU
Piliocolobus tephrosceles (Ugandan red Colobus) is the source of this 4156-nucleotide messenger RNA. It is a transcript of the gene SUCNR1, whose product is annotated as succinate receptor 1. Bases 114 to 1088 code for a protein of 324 amino acids. NCBI's taxonomy places the organism in Eukaryota, Metazoa, Chordata, Mammalia, Primates, Cercopithecidae. Gene Ontology annotation, biological process: G protein-coupled receptor signaling pathway. The transcript has 3 exons. Gene Ontology annotation, molecular function: G protein-coupled receptor activity. Gene Ontology annotation, cellular component: plasma membrane. The record is from RefSeq and is a predicted model, not a curated record.